Molecule: messenger RNA, 5053 nt
Organism: Hypanus sabinus (Atlantic stingray)
Lineage: Eukaryota; Metazoa; Chordata; Chondrichthyes; Myliobatiformes; Dasyatidae
Product: zinc finger protein 585A-like
Exons: 2
Coding region: 1298-3049 (583 amino acids)
Biological process (GO): regulation of transcription by RNA polymerase II
Molecular function (GO): RNA polymerase II cis-regulatory region sequence-specific DNA binding; DNA-binding transcription factor activity
Source: RefSeq, a predicted model, not a curated record
AUCAAUUAAUCAGUCUGAUGGCCUGAUAGAAGAUGAUGUCUAGGAGCCUGUUGGUCCUUUUGCUGUGGUACCGUUUCCUGGAUGGUAGCAGUAGGAACAGUUUGUGGUUGUGGUGAAUUUGGUCCCUGAUAUCCCUUGGGCCAUUUUUACACAAAACCAUACCCUACCAACCAGGCUGCUAUCCAAACUUUUUUUUAAUGGUGAAACCGAGCUCAUAUUCACCACUUGUGCUGGCAUCUCAAUCCACACUCUCACAACCAUUUCAGUAAAGAGCUUUUCCACAUGUUCCCAUUACAUUUUCACCUUCCCCACUUACCCAUGACCUCUGAUUGUCAUCCCACCCAACCUCAGUGGAAAAAGCCACUUGCAUUUAUUUACCCAAUCUUCUCCUUUAUCAUUUUGUAUGCAUCUGACAAAUCCUCAAAGCAAUGUGUAAUUUCCUUGUUUAUGUUUAGUGCCUUUUCUAGGUGUAGAGGAUGAUGAGGGGCAUUGAUCGUGUGCACAGCCAGAGGUUUGUUUUCCCAGCGCUGAAAUGUGUGGAAUGCACUCCCGGCUUUUUCAGUGAGAGUGUUUCAGUUACUGUGGGGCCAGGACCCCAUGCAGCUCAGUGGGAACAGGGAAUAAUGCCAAUGGAGAGAGUCAAACUAAGCCAGGUCACAGAUCGGAGAUGGCAGAAAUGCCCCAUUCUUACAGAGACAGGAAGAGCUUCAGAGAGUUUGGUGGUCAUUCCAGAUGCCAGCGCUGUGCCCAGUUAGAAGAUGAAUUCUCUCUCCAACUUGAGUUGAAUCUCACUGUAACAGUGUGAUAUCAAUUCACAGCUUGACAACUCAGUGAUCUCAUCUGAAAUGUUGUCCUGCACCCACUGAUGGAUUUUGUUCAUCUUUUUACAGGUUACAAAUCACAAGGAAUUUCUCUACGUAAAUCUAAAACACAACACACCAGUUUUGCUGUCUCUGUCCAGGUAUUUAAGAAGUGGAGCAAGGGAUUCACUCGGUCAUCCUUCUCGCUCAGACUGCAGAGAGAGAUUCACUUUAUGAUCUGACCAACUGCCACGGCUGUCAUUUUGAACAGGCGAUUCCCAUUCAUCUGGUCAGACAGUGGGAAUGGAUUCAGAUGGACAUUUCAACUGAAGGGACAUCAAUAAGUUCACACUGGGACAAGGCCAUCCACCUGUUCUGUGUGUGAGAAGGGAUUCAGUUGGUCUUCCCACCUGUUGACACACCAGUCAGUUUACACUGGGCAGAGGCUGUUCAUCUGCUGAAUUUGUGUGGAAGGUUUUACUCGGUCAUCUGAACAAAUGGUUCACCAGCGAGUCCACACUGAGGAGAGGCUGUUCACCUGCUCAGACUGUGGGAAGGGAUUCACUAAGUCAUCUAAACUGAAGCUACAUCAGAGAGUUCACACUGGGGAGAGACCGUUUACCUGCUCGGACUGUGGAAAAGGAUUCACUGGCUCAUACCAACUGAAAGUACAUCAAAGAAUUCACACUGGAGAGAAGCCAUUCACUUGCUCAGACUGUGGGAAGGGAUUCACUUGCUCAUCUAAGCUGAAGGUACAUCAGCGAGUUCACACUGGAGAGAGGCCAUUCACCUGCUCAGACUGUGGGAAGGGAUUCACUUGCUCAUCUAAACUGAAGGUCCAUCAGCGAGUUCACACUGGGGAGAAGCCAUUCACCUGCUCAGACUGUGGGAAGGGAUUCACUCUGUCAUCUAAACUGAAGGUACAUCAGCGAGUUCACACUGGAGAGAGGCCAUUCACCUGCUCAGACUGUGGGAAGGGAUUCACUCAGUCAUCCCACCUACAAGCACACAAGUCAGUUCACACUGGGGAGAGGCCGUUUACCUGCUCAUACUGUGGGGAGGGAUUCACUUUGUCAUGGCAGCUACUGAGACACCAGUCUGUUCACACUGGGGCGUGGCCAUUCACCUGCUCAGUGUGUGGGAAGGGAUUCACUCAGUCAUCCACGCUAAUGGCUCACCAGCGAGUUCACACUGGGGAGCGGCCGUUCACCUGCUCCGUCUGUGGGAAGGGAUUCACUUGUUCAACUGACCUGAAGGUACAUCAGAGAGUUCACACUGGGGAACGGCCAUUCAGAUGCUCAGACUGUGGGAAGGGAUUCACUCGGUCAUCUCACCUAACCGUUCAUCAGCGCGCUCACACAGGGGAGCGACCGUUCACCUGCUCAGACUGUGGAAAGAGAUUUACUCAUUCAUCCCACCUAUUGGCACACCAGCGAGUUCACACAGGGGAGCGGCCAUUCACCUGUUCAGACUGUGGUAAGGGAUUCACUCGGUCAUCUCACCUAAUGGUUCAUCAGCGAGCUCACACAGGGGAGCGGCCAUUCACCUGUUCAGACUGUGGUAAGGGAUUCACUUGGUCAUCUCAACUGAAGGUGCAUCAGCGAGUUCACACUGGAGAGAGGCCAUACACCUGCUCAGACUGUGGGAAAAGAUUCACUCAGUCAUCUCAAGUGAAGGUACAUCAGAGAGUUCACACUGAGGAACGACCGUUCACCUGCUUAGACUGUGGGAAGGGAUUCACUCUGUCAUCUAAACUGAAGGUACAUCAGCGCGUUCACACUGGGGAGAAGCCAUACACCUGCUCAGACUGUGGGGAGGGAUUCACUUUGUCAUCGCAGCUACUGAGACACCAGUCUGUUCACACUAGCGAGAGGCCAUUCAACUGCUCAGUGUGUGGGAAGGGAUUCAUUCAGUCAUCCACACUAAUGGCUCACCAGCGAGUUCACACUGGGGAGCGGCCGUUCACCUGCUCGGACUGUGGGAAGGGAUUCACUUGUUCAACUGACCUGAAGGUACAUCAGAGAGUUCACACUGGGGAACAGCGGUUCAGAUGCUCAGACUGUGGAAAGGGAUUCACUCGGUCAUCUCACCUAAUGGUUCAUCAGCGAAUUCACACUGGGGAGAGGCCAUUCACCUGCUCAGAGUGUGGGAAAGGAUUCACUCAGUCACACCACCUACAAAAACACUGGUCAGUUCACACUGGGGAGAGGCCGUUCACAGACUCAAGCCUGAAUUAUACCUCUGUGUAGAACCCUACAGUGUAUCAUACACAGUAGCCCACGCAAGUGGCCUAUGCCAUUGUGUGCAUUUUUACUUGUGAGUUUGUGUGUCUGUGUUGCUCUGGCAAAACGCUAGUCGGCAUUGGGGUUCUAUGCUACUGUGUUGAAUUGACUCGUGGAGUUGGGAAUGAUGGCGACUGCUGAGUUCAUCUUGUUGGAUUUGGAGCUAAUAGAUGCUGUAUAAGAGUUAUUGAAAUUACUGCAGCGCAGAAAAGAGAGAAGUUUUUCCAUUUCUUUGUGCAGUCCGUGACGUCCAAACUGAUGUUUGUGGAAACUUCUUUGCACAAAUUUCAUACCAUUUGCAAGUCUUUAUAAUAUACCAAUGAAGAGUCGUACAAAUGUAGAUAUUUUCUGACUUCCUGACUUAACCUCUCCUCGAUUUGGUCCAUUUUCCCAACUUUGAAGCAACAGGAAAUCUCUAGGAGGAAAUGUGCUGUUACCAAGCAGACCAAUCACAGUUCUGGCAGUCUGUGACACACAGUUACAUUUUCGUAAGGUGUGCUUUAGGCUACAGCGUACGGUAUGGCCUAGAGUGCCGUGUCGGGUACGCGGCUACGCGGAGCGUACGGUGAAGCAUAAUUCAGGCUUCAGUGUGUGGGAAGUGAUUCACUCCGACAUCUCAACUGCAGAGACACCAGUGAGUUCACACUGGGGAGAGGCCGAUCUCAUGCUCAGACUUUGGGAAGAUAUUCCCUCAGCAAAAUCAACUUAAUGUGCAUCAUUGAGUUCACACUGGGGAGAGACCGUUCACCUGCUGUGUAUUUCAGAAGCGAUUCACUCAGUAAUCUAACCCUGUGCAACUCUUACUUCGGCUAGCAGCUAAAUAUAGGGGGUGAUAUUCCCCCAGCCCGGCCAAACUUAAGAAAUCUUGUUUGGGUGGAUGCUGUGUGACGUAUCCCCUGUUACAAAUCAGUACCCCCGCAGUAACAAACGAUACACAAUAUGUGAUUAAACGACUGAGAUGUACAAUUCUUACUUUGACGAGAUGGUUAGUGAAGUAAUGAAAAAGAAAGAAAAAAGAGCCCACUCUCUCUUCUUCUCAUCUCUCCCCAGCAAAAGGCCAUGAAAAUCUCUCUACCAGACUCACAAGAAAGAACAUUUCUGUCAUUGGAUAGUCCCACACUCCAAAACCCUGUUAUCGCUAGUCGUACCCUAAACAUUGCUGCUGCAGGGAAGCCAUUAACUCACCAGGGAAACAUUGCAGAGAGUCCACUGCAUCAGCAGUGAAACCUUACAGCGCAUUGCACUUGUGACACACUACCGGGUUCACACUGGGGAGAAAGUUUCAAUGAGUUGCAUGCUGCAUAUUUGUCCAUCACCGUUGCUGAAUGCAAUUUUGAGAGUGGUUGUGUUACGUACCCCGUAACUGGGUGUCUGACCAGCAAAGAUAGAAGAAUCCGUUGGAGUCUGGGGGUGGGGGGACAUGGGCAACUCUGCACCCUUCUGCCCAUCACAGCUGUUCAUCCUUCGUAGCAGUUGUCGGUGCUGAACUCUGCAAUUAUUGCUGCUGCUCACCACACCCAGGUCUGCACCCUGGUCACUGGGCAUGGGAGGAGUUUCAUCUGCUGCAUAUUCAUCUUUAAUGGGACUAGAUCUGUGACAAAUAAAUCAGUUGUAUUUUAAACACUGUCUCCGGUACUUAGUGAAUUUAUAACACACCUAGUGUACAGUACAGAGUCAACUCAGGCCGGCUGGACCUGAUUCUGUUCCACAACAGAACUUUCAAAUCCUCCCCUGUUGUCCACCUCUGUGGUGAUGGGUUCCAAAUUGUCAUCACUCUGGGUGAAGAAGUUUCCCUUGAAUUUCCUGCAGACUGAAGAAGUCGAGCUGACUGUAGUUCUGUCUGAGAUUUUCUUCGCCUCUCAAAUCUCUGGCUGUGGAAGAAUGACUUUGGGAGUUAACUUCCUUAUUCAGGGCUCAUUUGUCACCAUCUCGUCUGCUCAGAUCGUUAGGAUGUCUCCCAUGGAGGGUCAU